ACAAUUGUUUAGUUUUAAGCCAAAAUGUUUAUUUCGUUUUAUUAAAAAUCUUAUUUAAUAUUAGCCCGAGUGCGAUAUCGACUGCGAUUAUGAAUUAAAUGGUGAAGACCCCGACAUUUUAGAUAUUAUAUGUAUAAGUGUAAAAUGUAGUUAUAAUACAUAUCAUCAAAAACAACAAUGCUGGCUUUUCGAUUCAUCUCAUUUGUUGUAUUUGUAUUUGGUGUUUUCGGCGUCGAAGAAAAAUGCCCAACAAAAUGCUCUUGUAAAGCUACUGACCCGCAAGGAGGCUUCUUCAAAAUGUCUUGCGUUCAAACAGAAAAAAUACGCCAUUUAGACGAACUGAAUUUACUGAAUUUAGCUAACGAAUUAAUCCAAUUAAAUCUAUCAGGAAAUGGAUUGUCUUCCUUUUCGCCAAAAGUGGAAUUAAUCGUUCUACAAAAACUGGACUUGAGUAGAAAUGAAUUAACUGAAUUAAAAGCUGGCCAAUUUAACGAAGUGCCAAAUUUAAAGAAACUAGAUUUAUCACAGAACAAUAUAAAAUACAUUGACUUGCUGGCUUUUGAUCACUUGUAUCAUUUGGAGAAGUUAAAAUUGAAUCGUAAUCAAAUCGGCGCUAUAAUGACAGGAACUUUCGUACCUCUUGAAAACAUCAAACAACUUGAUAUAUCGAUGAAUCCUUUGGUGUGUGAUUGUGGUCUUCUGUGGCUGCUCGAUUGGAUCGAAACACAUUCAGUGAAGUUACUAUCCAAUCCUAAAUGUGCUUCUCCUUCAACUUUUGAAGGUCGUUCUCUUAGAAAACUGCGAGUAGGUGAUGAUAUUCAUUGCAAAUCACCUGCCGGUAACGCCGGUCUGUCUUACAUCGAGCUCAAACCAGACGAGAGCCAGGUCGUUUUCGAGGGAGAUUCAUUGACCAUUCAAUGCCACAUACCCAGUAUAUCGGACUCGAUGGAAGACACCACGAUCCGAUGGAAUUGGCUACAAGUCGACGCCGAAUCUCAUUUCUCCGAUAUCCGAGUAGAAAACGAAUUACUGGGCAGCGCCGGUCGAAUUUCCAGUACUCUUUUCCUACCCAAACUUAGCGAGUAUCACACCGGCACGUGGAAUUGCGAAUCCUCCUCAAUACGCAGUAACAGCAGCGAUCGAUCCAAGAGCAUAUCAGUUAUUGUGAUAACAAACACGACUAGAUUCUGUCCUAUUAGUACAACGAAAACCAACAAAGGCACUUACAAUUGGCCUCGCACUGUAGUCAAUCAUACUGUAGAUUUACCUUGUGAAUCCCCGAAUUUAAAUUACGACGUUUCCCAGCAAAGAGCCUCGUACACGUGCACUGAAACGGGAAUAUGGGCAGGAUUAAACACUUCCACUUGCCCGUACGUUUCAGAUACUACCAGAAUUCUCAGGCAGUUUUCUGAGGUAUCGGAGAGUAUCGAAGAAAGCGCAAAGCACUUCAGAAACUAUACGUGGAAUGUAAGCUUAUUUGCAGAUACAGUGGAUUUAUUUUACGCUGUAAGUACAAUAGAGAGUUACAUUGACUUGGCUCCUGAAGGUAGAGAGAGAUCUGUAGCGGGAAUUUUAAUGGAGGCUAUUGAUCGCCUAAUGGAAUUGCCAGGAGAGUACUUAAGAAGGGCGGAGAUCGAGUUUGGGACAUCCAGGAUGUUGGUGAGAGUGAUGGAGAGAAUUGCUGUAGUUUCAGGCCACACGGAUUUUCGUAAAAACAAUUUGGCCAUCGAAGUGUUCCCAGUUGAGAGGGACUCGUUCACAGGUUUAACUUGCACUUUAUUCGUCGAUCCUUCGGAUAGAAAGGAUUCGAUGUUUUCAUGCAGCUCGUCUCACCAACAAGUCGCCUUGACCUACCUUGGAAAAGUUGCCGAAGCUUCGGUAACGGUUCCGGAACAUUUUUUCCUUGGGAUGAAUUUAACUGGAAAAUUAUCGGAUUUACUGGUCGCCGUGCAUUCGUCAAGCAAGCUCUUUUCGAUAGACGAUGCAAGGUACGGAAAGGAAGACGUUACGUCGUCUAUUGCUGGAGUGCAUUUAGUUGACGUUGAGGACAGCAAUCUCACAUCACCCAUAUACGUAAUGCUAAGGACACCAGCCACCCGACUGUACGAAAUUAACCCGUUCGUACCGGUCCGGUGGGAUUCCAUCCUUGAGAAUUGGACAUCCGAAGGUUGCGAUUUCUCUCACACUGUCGACCAACAUUCUGUGUUCACUUGCACUCGUUCUGGUUAUUACGGAUUACUGCAAGAUGUGACCGGAUCGGAUGCCUCUGAUAGCAGAUUCGAAUCGAAGCUACCCCAUCCGGCCGUUUACUUAGGGGUUUUUGUGCUAUUUACCUCUCUAAUGGUGGUUAUUGUGACGUAUUUGUUGUGUUAUUCGACUAUACAGAUCCCGAAGAGAUCGAAGCAUUCGUUGAUUAACACAUGGGUGGUGAUUUGCUUAUUGGGAUUUUUUUACGUGUUCGGAGUGUAUCAAACGGGCGAUUUAAGGGUUUGUAGGGUAGUAGGAGUGAUUUUGCACUACCUGACAUUGUGCUCUCUAUUGUGGACGUGCGUCGGGGUGAAUUGCAUGUACAAGAGAUUGAGUAAGAGGGUGGUGGUGGCGCACGAAGAAGAUGUAGACUUUACCGUAAGAAAACCGAUAUUGGGGUUGUAUUUGGUAGGCUGGGGGGUGGGUUUGAUCGUGUGCGGGUUAUCUGCGGCGAUUAACAUCAACGAAUACGCAUCGGAGAGUUAUUGCUUCCUCAAACCAGGUCCCGCUCUGAGCGCUCUCUACGUUCCCUGCGCGGUGAUUUUGGUCGUGUUGAUAAUAUUUUUGUUGCUCGUUCGGUGCUCCAUUUACGACGACGCCAACGGCGGUUUGAGCGAGGGCACCCAAGUGACCGAGCACGUCGACUUGGACUUGUUAGAACCGAAUUUCUCCAACGUCGGAGCGGUCGACUGUCGCAGCUUGAGCAGUUUGAGCGAGUUGGAGGAUCCCGAACACUCGCCGUCCGCUCAACUCAAGGCCCACUGGAUCUUUUUGUCGGUGUACGUGCUGUGCUGGCUGGGCGCCGCGUUCGCCGCCGAAAGCCCCUUCGGCUUGUUCCAUUUCGAACGGGAGCUGUUCAGCGUCAUCUUCGCUCUAUCGGCGACGACAUUGAGCGCGUUCACGUUGUUCUUCUACUGCGUCGCGAGGAGCGACGUGCGCGUGCAAUGGGUGGUGUUGACCCGCUGGUUGAAGCGCAAACGAUUGGAGUUCGAAUCUCGGAACGUCGAGCCUCGUCAGUUCACCGUGGAAAAUAGAAUAGCGGGCUCCAACAGCAGCAGAACGUCGAAUUCGAGGCAGAGCAAUCUGCUCAAAGGCGCCGUCGGUUUGAAUUUAAACGGAUCGUUGAGCGAUAACCGAGACGCCAAGGCCAACGCGGUUAAUUUAGUGGUGUUGCACCGCGCGCAAUACCUCAUUCCCAAUAUCAUCGAGAACCCCACGAAUCCCGAGGUGUUUUACAAUCCCUACCAAAGCGUCGUGGCGAGGAAAUUCUUCAAGCGACAGAAAAAACGGAAGAACGCCAUCAGAGGAGUGAACGACGCCGGGAAAUCGAGCGAGUCGCGUACGAACGGCUUUAGAACGAACGUUCAAACUGAUAGACCUCGCAAAUCCCACCGCGUAGACUCGAUUUCCAUCGACCCGGACGCUAACGAGGAUAAUCCGUUACCGGCUCGAUUGGGACGCGAGCGAAGAGAGCGGGAUUUGACGUGCAGCUCGGAACAGGACGAUACCGGUUCGGAGUCUAACAAACGCGAGGGCGUCGUCGAAGGGUUGCGUUCGAUUCGCAGAGAUAACAGCCCGUUGAGCGUGCUGGCCGAUCGCAAUUCCGAUUGCGUCUACGGGAAUUCGGUGAAAACGUUGUCCGCGUUGGGCGCCGAGUCCGAUAAAGUCGCCGCCGAAAUGGCGGCGGAGUUGGACGAUGAAGGCGGGAGCUGGCGGGCGGGCGUCGGCGACGGGCAGAGCAAUAUGUCCGUCAGCGAUUUGGAUGAAUUGUACCGGCAAAUACGAAGGGGUAGAUCGGAGAGUCGACCUUGCAGAAGGAAAUGCCCGGAUUACGAGAGUUCGUGUCUAUCGGAUUCCGAAGUUAAUUCGUUCGUGGGAGUCGGAGGGCGCAGGAAAGGAGAAAUUGAUAGGCUUAGCGAUGAUUUGGAUACGAGGGUGUGAGGAAUUAUGGUCGUAAUUUUUUUGUAUUGCCUGCAAUGUGUGUCUUAUCAUCAGCAGUACCUCUACCUCCGGUUUUUUUGCAGUGAAUGUUGUGUGAAUGCUUGUUUAGGUAGGCUAUAAUGCAGAAAAUUUUCGUAUUUCUGGUGAUGCAUCGGUUGCUUCCUUUUUACAUUGUUGCCUUAUCGUGUGUAAAAUGUAAAUAUGUUGUAAAAAUGGCGUGUUCUUUGCGAAAAAUUUAUCGAACGUACAAUUUAUAAAGACUGUUAAGAUAAUAUUUAUAUAUUUAUUCGAUGGAAUUUUUGACUGCUAAAGAGGUUGAUUAAGAGAUUAUGAAAAGUCAUUCUUUGUUUCGAAUUAUUUUUUAUUUUGUAUGCUCGAAUGUAAUUAAUUUAUUUUGUAACAAUCGCGAAUUAAAAUGUAAAUGUAAGUAA
Messenger RNA from Phyllotreta striolata, 4619 nucleotides. The record is from the annotation of a GenBank genome assembly. NCBI's taxonomy places the organism in Eukaryota, Metazoa, Arthropoda, Insecta, Coleoptera, Chrysomelidae.